Messenger RNA from Cherax quadricarinatus, 3915 nucleotides. Its product is annotated as decapping and exoribonuclease protein. Gene Ontology annotation, biological process: NAD-cap decapping; nuclear-transcribed mRNA catabolic process. The record is from RefSeq and is a predicted model, not a curated record. Gene Ontology annotation, molecular function: mRNA 5'-diphosphatase activity. NCBI's taxonomy places the organism in Eukaryota, Metazoa, Arthropoda, Malacostraca, Decapoda, Parastacidae. Gene Ontology annotation, cellular component: cytosol; nucleus.
CUGUUCCCGCCUGCUUCCAAGGCUUAGCUGUUGGGUCUAGUCCCGACUCUAUCUUCGACUCAAGACAUUCCUCUCACCGACUAUUCUUCGCCCUGUCCCCACUUGCCCCUCGCCCCUAGUGGGUCCUUACCUGAGAUCCUGAUGAUGGGGUGAAACCUAACAAAGAGUAUCGGAGUGUAGUCAAGUUAAUGGUGGACCAGACUUCAUUACUGUUUGCGCCACUACAGGACUGUGUUGACCCAGGUUUAUAUAAGAAAAACUUCAAGGAUCUAAGCGCGUUUGUCAAGAUCAAGAUUGCAAAAAUUCACAGAGACAACCUUCGUCAGUGGUGGAUAGAAAACACCUUGAAUGGAAUUCCUCGAACUAUUAUUGGCUUGAGGACUAAUGAUGGAAUAGUGCACACAUUGAAAUAUUAUGAAGCUCGUGAACUAUUGGAGGAUGAAAGUGAAGCUGACGUGUGUGUUAACUUCUUGGUCCAAUUUUUGACUUUUGUGAAAACCAAGAUGGCUGCCGAUACCAAAGCCGAGUACAGAUUCGUCUGUGAGAGAAAUGGAAACAUUUACUGUACUAAGUUGCCAGAUUCUGCUCGUGCAAGCCUCCUGCCAAGCUGGUACACGGAGAAAAUAUUCUCCAAAGAUACAGGAAGUAAAUGUGAAAGCAAGAGAAAAUAAGAGUGAAAUUAAAGUUCGCAAAAGGGUGACAGAGGUUGGAUAUGAAUAGAACUACUCAAAGAAUUAGCUGUCUAAGGAAGUUCUUUGGGUAGCCAUGAUACUAGGUUGGACACUACUUCUGUUUGAGAGGUUCAAGUUAAGAAAAACUUGCAUAGUAUAGGCCGGUAGGCCUGCUGCAAUGUUUCUCCAUUCUUAUGUUAUUAUAAUACAUUAGAUGCUUGGUAAAUGUGGGUGCUCCAUUAUUCAUCUAAAUGAGGCCGGGGAGGGGAGGGUGUGUUUACAUAAAAGAAAAAUGCUAAUUUGAUGUUUUUUGUAUAAAUAGUUUUUAAUUUGUAAUGGUAAUAAUAAUAAUAAUAGUAAUAAUAAUAAUAAUAAUAAUAAUAAUAAUAAUAAUAAUAAUAAUAAUAAUCGUAAUCUUUAUUUCUACAAGUACAUGAUACAACUUACACAGAACUUGCUGGUGGACGGCCCUUGAUUAUGCAGAACAUUUCGGGCAACUUGGGUUAAUUUUGUCCCCAGGAUGCGACCCACACCAUUCGACUAACACCCAGGUACCUACUUACUGCUAGGUGAACAGGGACAACAGGUGUAAGGUGAUUAACAACUAGGUACCUACUUACUACUAGGUGAACAGGGACAGCAAGUGUCUUUAAAGGAAACACGCCCAAUAAAGGACCCCAAUGGAAAUAGGUCACUCUGACGUUUUGGGUUAUCCUAGAUACUUUACACAUAUGCUGCUAUAUAUGAUACUCUAUGUAGCUGUAUUUGUGUAUAUCUGAAUAAACUUACGACUUCCGCGUGUACCGGGGAUCGAAACACGGACCUCAGUGUGUAAGCUACGGGCACCAAGAGUCACAAUACACAUAAUUAUGCUUUUUUAUACCAUAUCUGCCAUGUUAAACAAAGAUCAUAUGAGAAUAAUGAAAAUCAAUAUGGUGCACUCGGACGAAAACUAAAACUUGUAAAUAUUGAUUAAUUUUAUAAAAAUGGUUAGAACAUAUGUGGACCCCCGGUUAACGAUAUUUUUUCACUCCAGAAGUAUGUUCAGGUGCCAGUACUGACCGAAUUUGUUCCCAUAAGGAAUAUUGUGAAGUAGAUUAGUCCAUUUCAGACCCCCAAACAUACACGUACAAACGCACUUACAUAAAUACACUUACAUAAUUGGUCGCAUUCGGAGGUAAUCGUUAUGCGGGGGUCCACUGUACUUUUAUUAUUAUUAAAGAUUCGCCGGUAUUCUUCCGGCCCGGGCUUUUUCCAAGUGGUGGCCCGGCCUUGGCUCCCUCUCUUGGGAGUGUCUGAGACCUAAGUCUCCCAUGGGAGGAAGCACAAGUACCUCCUCAUCUUUGGGACCAACUGUCCCCAGGCCUAGCCACAAGCUAGGCCUCUCUGGGCAUGGUGUCGAUGAGAGAACAUAUACAUACACCAAGCAGUCUUAUACAAAGACGAACAAUACUAGCGAUUACAAAUAAAAUAAAAUAUACCAUUUUAAUUUUCAGCUCCUAAAAUGAAUAAGCAAGUAAGUUUAUUUAGGCACAGGUAUACAUAACCACAAUUAUCAUACAUGGUGUAAGUUACCAAGAAUAUCUCGAAAAAGUCAAAGUAAUUUAUUUCUAGGUUAGGUUAGGUAAAGAUUAGCCGGUAUUCUCCCGGCCCGGGCCUUUUCCAAGUGGUGGCCCGGCCUUGACUCCCUCUUUAGGGAGUGUCUGAGACCGAAGUCUCCCAUGGGAGGAGGCACAAGUACCUCCUCAUCUUUGGGACCAACUGUCCCCAGGCCUAGCCACAAGCUAGGCCUCUCUGGUCUGCCAUCCCCGCCCCAAAGGAGCAAAUGGGAAUGACAGUCUUAUGAGCUAAAAGCUCGGACUCAGGCACCUACCCUACCCUAGAAGGGUUAGGCAUGGUGUCGAUGAUUUAUUUCUAGAAGGAUCCUUGUAAUAUCUUACUUAAACUUUAAAAGUUAAAACAGUUAAGUAACUCUAUGUGAAUAUCAGUUACAAUUAAAGAAAAUAUAAUAGGAAUAAGGUAAACUGAGUUAUUUAUAUUAAAGAGGGGAUCAGCUUACAAUAAUUGAUACAUAAAUGUUAGCAAUACAGGAAUGUAUUAAAUAUUUCUUAAUUGGUAUUUAGCCUAUUAGGUGUCGUAGAGCUCGAUUGGUAGCGCACUCAACUUACACGCUGAGGUCCGGGGAUCGAAUCCCCAGUACGGCCGGAAAACAUUAAGACGUGUUUCCUUAAGACACCUGCUGUCCCUGUUCACCCAUUAUUACAUGUACUUGUAGUAAAUAAGGAUUAUUAUUAUUAUUAUUAUUAUUAUUAUUAUUAUAUUAUGAGAAUUCUGUACAUGUGCAUAAUGACCGUAUAUAAAAAUUCAGUUAAUUUAUAAUAUAAUAAUAAUAAUAAUAAUAAUAAUAAUAAUAAUAAUAGUAAUAAUAAUAAUAAUAAUAAUAAAAGUCUCAUAACCAGGUUAGGUCGGGAAACAGGACAAGUGUUUCCUGACGCAGGUCUUAGUCAUAUGAUGACCCGCCACUGGAGCUUUUGGUCAUCUGACCGAGGCCUUCCGCUGGCUUACCCUUCCACCUUUAAAAAUUAUGGUCAUAGUUACAAACAUUCAGACCAACUUCUAGAAAAACUUACUGAUAUUUAUCAAAAACCUAUAUAUAAAAAAAAAUUGCACAUUAGAUAAGUUGAGAAAAAAAAUCAUUCCCAGAAUAAAAAUUAACAUACACCUUUCUUGACAGAUUAUUUUUAAUAUAAAAACAUCAAAUACCAUACUAAUAAAAAAAAAAUUGAUCGACACCAUGCCUAACCCUUCUAGGGUAGGGUAGGUGCAUGACCCCGAGCCUUUAGCUCAUAAGACUGUCAUUCCCAUUUGCCCCCUUGGGGUGAGGAUGGCAGACCAGAGAGGCCUAGCUUGUGGCUAGGCCUGGGGAGUUGGUCCCAAAGAUGAGGAGGUACUUGUGCCUCCUCCCAUGGGAGACUUAGGUCUCAGACACUCCCUAAAGAGGGAGCCAAGGCCGGGCCACCACUUGGAAAAGGCCCGGACCGGGAGAAUACCGGCGAAUCUUUAAUAAUAAUAAUAAUAAAAUCAAAUUUAAACAAGAAAUAAUACAUAUACUGAUUUUUCUAUAUCACUCCAGGUAUACUCCAGGUAUACUCAAGUAUACUCAAGUAUACUCAUCGGCGGAUAAUUCAAGGAUUAUUAUACAAAUAUGUAAUUCAAAUUGGAAUAUAGACAUAAGCUGAUAAAG